CCGCCACCGCCUGCUUGUCAAACCGAGCCUCCUCCUCCGCUUACUGUCCCCUCCCAGCGGGUCUCCCUCCCUUCGCCACUGCAGUGAAAGCCUCGGAACGGGAGAGACGGCCAGACGGAGAAGAGGAGCCUGAAGCUGGGUAUAAAGCCAGGACGAUACCUCACAGAGAACCACAACUACCAUAUUGUUUUUCUGUCCCGCUCCUCGCCACAGCUCGGCGGCUCUACCGACUCCCCCCCCCUCCCCCGGUUGGACCUCUUUUCCGCUCACAUCGCCUGGAUUUCAUCAUCCGACCUGCAAGAUGGGAAAUGAAGCCAGUUACCCCCUGGAGAUGUGCUCGCAUUUCGAUGCUGAUGAGAUUAAGAGGCUAGGGAAGAGGUUUAAGAAACUCGACCUAGAUAACUCCGGCUCGCUCAGCGUGGAGGAGUUCAUGUCGCUGCCGGAGCUGCAACAGAAUCCGCUGGUGCAAAGGGUUAUCGACAUAUUUGACACAGACGGGAACGGAGAGGUGGACUUUAAAGAGUUCAUCGAGGGAGUCUCACAGUUCAGCGUCAAGGGGGACAAAGAACAGAAGCUCCGGUUCGCCUUUAGGAUCUACGACAUGGACAAGGACGGCUACAUCUCCAACGGCGAGCUCUUCCAGGUGCUGAAGAUGAUGGUAGGCAACAACCUGAAGGACACGCAGCUCCAGCAGAUCGUGGACAAAACUAUUAUCAACGCAGACAAGGACGGAGAUGGCAGGAUAUCCUUUGAAGAGUUCUGUGCAGUGGUCGGAGGUCUCGAUAUACACAAAAAGAUGGUGGUGGACGUGUGAGCGCUCCUCCGCUUGCUGACUCCCCCCCUUCCUCCUCGACACUCGCUUUCUCCACCAUCUCUGAAGAUCUGCUCAAGACGUCCGGCAAAGCGCUCUCUGUGUAACUCAAUGGAAGUAUUCUCUCUCUCUUACUCUUCUUCUUUCUUUCUUUCUUUCUCUCUGUGAAGCCACUUUUUCUUUCAAAAAGAACCACGGGCCUCGUGAAGCCAACUUUGAAGUGUUAUUGAACUGUAAAUCCUCUCAAUAACCCGGUCGUAGCACUUUAAGAGACUGAAGGACAUCUAUUUGUCACUCGCAAGAGCAACUCCAAUUUUGGAUGAGGGGGGAGAGGCUGGUUGGCUUGUUCAUAUUUCAUCCUUUCUUUUUUCUUUUUUUGUUAAUUGUUAUUUUUGAUAUUUAUUUUUUGUUCUUGUCUUUUAUAAAGAAGAAAAAAUACAAGUAUAUCUACGGUUGUCUCGUGAGGGGAAAGUGUAUAGCAUAUUAACACUUGACUUACAGUACAACUAGAAAGUAGGGUAUGAAGUGCCAACCAGAACAUAUCCAGAAACCAGUCCAAGUUAUUACCUGUCAUCACCGCUGUCGCUCACACCGACACUUCCGACUGCACGACCUCGAGUCAUAUUACAUGCAAGACUAAAUUUCUGACUUUCUGUCCUCACUUUUAGCUCACACACACACACACACACACACACACACACACAAAGCUGUUUGGAUUAGACCAGUGAAGCUUCCAGACACUCAGCAAAGCAGUUCAUGUUUCUCCUUUACUUGUGAUAAGAUUUAUAGUUUUAUUCAUACUUAAGAAUGUGUUUAUCCUCGUUUCCUGUCAUGAAAUCAUAGGUAGAUCAAAUUAAUGCCAAGAAAAUGUCUUUCCAAAAUAUUGUGGCUGCAAACUGAUACAUGGUUUACUCUCGACGAAGCAUUUUGCAUUUACCAGUGUGCAUCCACGAGACAAUCUCCAAAGCAAAACACAGCUCUGCGCUCACACUGACGAAAUGAACUGUAGUGGAAAGAUUAGAUUUAUAUUUAACGUUCAGAACAGAGGCUGAUGGCAAAGAACUGAGAGUGAGUAGAGAAUGGAGUACAUAACGAUUUAAGAGACUUAUCUGCAGGCAGCGUUUUUUAACCAAUAUGUGUAUAUUAGGUAAUCAAUGUGCGCUCGAGGAGACGGCUUUGCCUCUGCUUCACAUGAGCCCUUCUGAAUACUUACCUUUCUCGGUACAGAGCAGGACGGGUCCGUUUUCUUUAACGCAACACGAACACUUAAAAUCUUAACACGUUGGCAUGAUCAGUGUGCAAUGGGAUAGAGUGUAUAUUGUAGUUUAUUUUGUUUAGUUUUUAUUUUUGGGAACGUGUACAUUUCAAAAGUUGGCUUCCUCUCCCACUUCUUUUUUCUGUCACGAUCACCUGAUUUUCUCCCCCUCCCACCCACUAACACGCAAACAGGGAGAACAACUGAAAUUCAACCAAAUGUUUAUUUCUAAGGGAAAAUGCUUCCUACUAUAAACGGCAUCGGGAUGGCUUUUUUAUUUUUGCUUUGGAGGCCGACUGCAGGUGUGAACAGGAGUUUUCAGUCAGAGAUGUGAAUCAGGAGCGCUCCGUUGUCCCUCAUCCCAAAGCUCUGCACGGCUUGGGCCUCCCUGUGCUUGCAUGACAUGGAAAUAUAUUUUUUGUUGUGCAUGUAGAUGCAUUUUUUGAAAUAAUCCUCUUGUUUACACAUGGAUGGUGAUGUUAAUAUAUUUAAGAAUUUAAUGGUAUACAAUAUGGAUGUUGCCAAACUUUGGUAAAUGUACACAUAUUAUGAGAGGUAAUCCAAAUGAACUGAACUACAUGUAACUUUUUGUAUUUUACCCGGGUCAGCCAGAUGCUUCUAUUCCAGUAAAAGUUGCAUAUCUGAUCCUGUCUCAAACUGCCACACACUGUACUCAGCUUAAAGGGGAAAUUUUGAUGUUUUUUUUUUCCUUUCUUUUGUAUAUAAGUAUUUGUUAAAUGCAGUUCUGGCUCUCUGUUCUCUGUAUAGUUCAGACCGCGCUUUAGUUUGUAAGUGCUAUUUUUUCUCAGAGGGACUUGGGUUCUUUUUAGUUUGUGUGGGGGAUAUCUGAAAAGAUUUAAGUUUGAGAACCUUUUUUUUUUCCUUUUUCUGCAUGCUGCAUCUUAUGCUGUGGGACUGUUGGAAACUUGAUACUGUAUGAAAAUUAAAUAAAAUUUAAAUAAACUUUGAAAUGUUGAAAGUAA
Molecule: messenger RNA, 3049 nt
Organism: Epinephelus moara (kelp grouper)
Lineage: Eukaryota; Metazoa; Chordata; Actinopteri; Perciformes; Serranidae
Gene: ppp3r1a
Product: protein phosphatase 3, regulatory subunit B, alpha a
Exons: 6
Coding region: 302-814 (170 amino acids)
Molecular function (GO): calcium ion binding; calcium-dependent protein serine/threonine phosphatase regulator activity
Source: RefSeq, a predicted model, not a curated record